AUGCAUGAAGAUUUAUUUUUCCCCAGACUCAAUGAUCUUCAAAACCAUCAACUGGAAAAAUGUUCUUCUGACGAAGAUGUCUCUGAAUAUCUUUCAUUGAUGCGUUUUCCUAGAACUCAAGCCGAGUUGGAUGAUCUUGCGGAGAAUCAAAACGACGAUGGAAAGCGCAAGAGUAUUCGGGGCUCCCCACGUUGUACCUGUAAAUCCGUGUUGAGGUAUUUAUAUUCUCUGUUUCCUAUUGUCAGCGUAUUGCGUCAUUACAAAAUCAAAGAAUACCUCCUGAAAGAUGCUGUCAGUGGUCUGUCGACAGCCUGUUUGCAUUUUCCGCAAGGUAUGGCUUUCGGUAUACUAUCUUCUCUAGCUCCAAAAUAUGGACUUUACACGUCAUUCUUUCCUGUUGUUUUAUAUGUAAUUUUCGGAACCUGUCCGUUUGUGUCGUUCGGAACAAACGCCGUCAUCUCCUUGUUCACUGCAAAUCUCAUACAGAGUCAGGUGACUACACCGGCCUCGAGUGGAGGCGCUUACAGUUCCAACAACACUGACGAACAAAUCAGUGAGGAGGAUUUUGUGGAAAUGAAAGCAGCCAUCGCAGCUGGUUCCUCGUUUAUAGUGGGGGUACUGCUUCUUGUUUUGGGAUUAUUAAGACUUGGAUUCAUUGCAUCAUACAUGUCAUCACCUUUUGUUGGAGCCUUCACAACCACUGCUGCUAUCCACAUCAUGACCAGCCAGGUUCCAAAGAGCCUUGGAGUUCGAAUACCCUUGAUUUCGGGUCCUGGCAAGAUUGUAAUAACAUAUAUCGAAAUUUUUAAGAAAAUCACAACGGCUAAUGUUGGUUCCAUUGUCACAUCCAUUGUGUGCAUAAUAAUUUUAAUAUUUGUGAAAGAUUUCAUCAAUGAAAAAUUCAAAUCGAAAAUGUUUAUGCCAAUUCCAAUAGACCUUAUUCUGGUGAUUUUGGGUAGUGUCGUGUCUUAUUUUGGCGAAUUAGAUUCCCAGUACAGGAUUCCAGUCGUCGGCAAUAUUCCUCCAGGUGUACCGACCCCCACCCUCCCAGACCUCAGAAGUGGCAUCAUAGGAAAUUCUAUUGUUAUUGCUAUCAUCGUAUUUGUUCUGACCAUAUCAAUGACCAAAGUAUGCGAAUCUAAGAACGCCAUCAAUGCUGAUCAGGAGCUUGUGGCAUAUGGAAUGUCCAACUUUGGCAGUUCUUUCUUCUCUUGCUUUCCCUCAUGCGUGGCACCACCGCGUACCAUCUUACUUAAAUCUAUGGACGCUAAAACUACCAUAAAUGGGAUUUUCUCUGCCCUAGUGAUUUUGCUUAUAUUGCUAUUUUUGGGAGAAUAUUUUCAGUACUUACCGUUACCUGUGCUGUCUAUAAUGGUCAUCAUGGCGGUAAAGAACCUGCUUCUACAAUUUCGCAAUUUACCCCGGUUAUGGAGGAUAAACAAAUAUGAUUUUACUGUUUGGAUUGCUACGUUAGCUACUGGAGUAUUCAUUGACUUUCCAUAUGCUUUAUACUGCGGUGUAGGAUUAAGUGUUUUUCUGGUAGUGUUUCAAAGCCAGAGAGGGAAAAAAGGAUUGAUUGGAAAACUGCGAAAUGAAGACUUGUACAUCGGAGAAACAAACUUUACAGUUUUACCUCCUGGUGUAAAGGUCUUCAAAAUGGAAUCCUCACUUUACUUUGCAACAUCAGAAUUCUUUCGUGAAAGUCUUUAUCGAGUAGCAUGGGACCCUAGAACACAAAACCCCGAGGAUUCAAACGAAGUCACCCUCUCCGUGGAGUCCAUUCCUACCAAGGGUGACGAUAAAACGGAAGUCACCCUCUCCGUGGAGUCCACUCCUACCAAGGGUGAUGAUAAAACGGAAGCAGAGAAUACAAGCAGCAACGAGAGGCUUGUUAUAAUUGACUGUUCUUCCUUUAACUAUGUAGAUGUCAAUGGAAUUUCCACACUCUCGCUCGUUGUCAAAGAAUACCGCUAUGUUGGGAUUAAGGUUCUCUUAAUUAGAUGUACAGAUAGUUUUCUGUCCGUUAUGAGGAGGUCAGAGCUCAUAGAAACAGUAGGUGAAGAAAAUAUUUUUCCGGAUAUUGUGGAUGCUAUAGCACUAAAUAUUUCAACUAAUUCUACUCGUCUUUAGAGCAUUAAUAAAUUUUAAAUUA
This is a messenger RNA of Saccostrea echinata, 2152 nucleotides long. RefSeq names its product prestin-like. NCBI's taxonomy places the organism in Eukaryota, Metazoa, Mollusca, Bivalvia, Ostreida, Ostreidae. The transcript has a single exon. The record is from RefSeq and is a predicted model, not a curated record. Gene Ontology annotation, biological process: transmembrane transport. Gene Ontology annotation, cellular component: membrane. Bases 1 to 2130 code for a protein of 709 amino acids. Gene Ontology annotation, molecular function: sulfate transmembrane transporter activity; chloride transmembrane transporter activity; bicarbonate transmembrane transporter activity.